AGAGAAUUAACUGGAGACUACAAGGAAACUAUACACGUUUACGCGAGUGAAAUGCAUUAAAACCAUGGACCACUACAGCAGAAGAGAGUGAGAGGUGGUAUUAUUCAGGGUGGGCAGCGGACAAGUUCCCCCCCCUCACCGCUAUGGAUGACUCACAGGAAGUGCCCGAGCCACAGACAAAGAAAGCUCGGCAUGAACCAGAGGCCAGUCAGGAGAAGGACCUGAGGAGCGGAGUGUUGAAUGACAAGAGGUCCUCUCCUGACAGGAGCGACACAGCAGUUCUGGGGUCAGAGGUUGACUCUUAUCCUCCCUCAUCUGUCUCUCACCUUGAUGGAGUAGUUUCCAGUAGCCAAGAGCAGUCAAGCCAAGAGACGACAUCAAGAACGCAAGCAUGUGAGCCAGGCAACCCUUACACACACAACGCCGUGACCUGCAAAGACCUUACGACCACUACAGCCACUGAAUAUACCUCACAGGUCUACCCAGACAGCAACCCUGUGGUGACUGCGUAUGGCAGCCAGGUUGGCUUCCCUUCCCUGGGUCAGUCAUCCUUGUACAGCACCUUUCCCCAGGCCAGCCAAACCUACGGCCUCCCUCCAUUCGGAGCACUGUGGCCGGGUAUUAAAGCGGAGUCAGGGCUGCCUGAGGUGCCCUCUCUCGGCCAGCCCGGCUUCCUCUGCUUCAGCACGGCAUAUACCUCAACGCAGCCGGGCCAGGCGCACUACUCCUACCCCAGCCAAGGCUCCUGUUUCACCACGUCUAGUGCGUAUAGUAACGUCUCCUCAGCAGCUGCCGCCACCACAACCACGGUGACUCAUCAGGACUUCACCGGCUACAACUCUCUAGCACAAACCCAGUUUUCCCAGUACUACACGCCUCCACCCAGUUAUCUGCCCUCGGGGCUGCCUAACAGCGAGGGAGAUGGAGCUGGCGGCGCGGUGGUGUCUGGGUAUCCGGCCGUGAAGACUGAGGACAGCGCGUCGGCUGGCCUCCCCAGUACCACAGAUGUGUCUCCACACGUAACCCUACCCACGACAGUGGCUCCUCUGACAGGGUCCAGGGAUCAGGAUGAUCCGGGUCGCAGAAACUCGACGGGAAAAGCCAAAGGGAAGGCCAAGAAAUCCGACAGCUCUCCGUCCACUGACAACGACCUGGAGCGAAUCUUUCUUUGGGACUUGGAUGAGACCAUCAUCAUCUUUCACUCUCUUCUCACCGGUUCCUUUGCACAGAAAUUUAAUAAGGACCCAGCCACUGUGCUGAAUCUCGGCCUUCAGAUGGAGGAGCUGAUCUUUGAGCUGGCAGACACUCAUCUCUUCUUCAAUGAUCUGGAAGAGUGUGAUCAGGUUCAUGUGGAGGAUGUCGCCUCUGAUGACAACGGCCAGGAUCUUAGCAAUUAUAAUUUUGCCACCGACGGCUUUAGCGGCUCCAUUGGAGGAGGAGGCCCUGGCUCCACCGCGGGGGUGCAGGGAGGAGUGGAGUGGAUGCGCAAACUGGCUUUUCGGUAUCGUCGCCUCAAGGAGAUCUACAAUAAUUACAAAGGAAACGUAGGAGGCCUCCUGAGCCCAGUGAAAAGGGAAAUGCUACUUCGGCUACGCUCCGACAUCGAGACUGUGACGGACUCCUGGCUCAGCACUGCCCUCAAAUCUCUACUGCUCAUCCAGUCCAGGGGCAGAUGCAUGAAUGUUCUGGUCACCACCACACAGCUGGUCCCCGCGCUAGCCAAAGUGCUUCUCUACGGCCUGGCAGAUGUCUUCCCCAUUGAGAACAUCUAUAGCGCCACCAAAAUCGGAAAAGAGAGCUGUUUUGAGCGCAUUGUCUCCCGCUUUGGAAAGAAGGUGACGUACGUGGUUAUAGGGGACGGCCGAGAUGAGGAAUUUGCCGCAAAGCAGCACAACAUGCCGUUCUGGCGCAUUUCCACCCACGGAGACCUGGUGUCGCUUCAUCAGGCUUUGGAGCUGGACUUCUUAUAGAGGAAGAGAUGGGAACAUGAAGGUAAACCUUUUGAGGGCCUGUCACUGGGCAGUUCUAAACGCUCCCCUUAGAGAGGUGUUUGGUGAUACCAUCAUUCCUCCCCCCCUCCCCCCUCCGAAUAAACACACACACACACACUCACACACUCAACCAUCCGAACCCUUCGCGGCUGCGUCGGUGGACAUGGGUGGGACUCGGAAUGUUUG
This is a messenger RNA of Chanos chanos (milkfish), 2177 nucleotides long. RefSeq names its product EYA transcriptional coactivator and phosphatase 3 (gene eya3). Gene Ontology annotation, biological process: positive regulation of DNA repair; negative regulation of extrinsic apoptotic signaling pathway in absence of ligand; multicellular organism development. Bases 144 to 1970 code for a protein of 608 amino acids. Gene Ontology annotation, molecular function: protein tyrosine phosphatase activity. The transcript has 19 exons. NCBI's taxonomy places the organism in Eukaryota, Metazoa, Chordata, Actinopteri, Gonorynchiformes, Chanidae. The record is from RefSeq and is a predicted model, not a curated record. Gene Ontology annotation, cellular component: nucleus.